This is a messenger RNA of Helicoverpa zea (corn earworm), 10840 nucleotides long. It is a transcript of the gene zfh2, whose product is annotated as zinc finger homeobox protein 3-like. Gene Ontology annotation, biological process: regulation of transcription by RNA polymerase II. Gene Ontology annotation, molecular function: RNA polymerase II cis-regulatory region sequence-specific DNA binding; DNA-binding transcription factor activity, RNA polymerase II-specific; zinc ion binding. The record is from RefSeq and is a predicted model, not a curated record. Gene Ontology annotation, cellular component: nucleus. Bases 292 to 8598 code for a protein of 2768 amino acids. The transcript has 4 exons. NCBI's taxonomy places the organism in Eukaryota, Metazoa, Arthropoda, Insecta, Lepidoptera, Noctuidae.
CGUUGACUGUGCUGUGUCGCGCGCGCUGCGACCAACCGCACCCCGAAACGACAAACUCACACCAACAACAACUUUAGUUCCUCAUUAACAGUUACAGUGGGUGUUUUGGUGUAAUAACGUAGUUACUUGUGUUUUGACUGAUCGCACUCAAGUGUAACAAGUUCUAAGUUCUGGAUACUGGACAAGUGAUUAAAAGUGACUGCGUGCUAUGCCGCAAUUAACAGUUUAGCUGCGUUCUGCGGGCGAUGCUCACAGGAGAGCAUGUGAUGCCGGCCUUUGACGCCCGGCGCCAUGCCCACGCCGCUGCAGCCCGGCGGCCCCGCUAGCGGCCCGCCCCCGGAGCGCAAGCGGCGCCGCAAGCGCGACGAUCCGCAGAGUUCAGCCGCGCUCGAACCCGACGACGACGACGGCGACAUGAGUCCCGAGGAAGAACCGCGCAACGCGCCCGCGGCACCCGCGGCGCCCACCCCCGCGCCCUCCUCCGCGCCCGCGCCAACCUCACCCCCUGCCGCGCCUGACGCCGUUGAUCUCACCUCGCACCGAGAUUCUCCGCCGCUCUCCUCCGAUGUAGAACGAUUCGAUGGCAAGAUCGUCUACAACCCUGAUGGAUCCGCCUACAUCAUCGAGGACCCCGAAUUGUCAGAAGGAGAAACGAGCAUACCCGAUCUACCCAAAAUAGAACCCGGGUGCAUCGUGGACAGCCGCGACAACAACGUCGUGGAGAGACAGCUCGAUUUCCCACAGAUAGCGAGCGCGUUCUACGUGUCAAGAAACCCUUCAUUAUACGGCGCGCUUUACGGAAGACUGGCAGCAGAGCGGGCGCGGGCGAGACCCGAUGCGCCCGUUAUGCACAGUUAUCGAGUAUUUAGUUUUCGAGGGGGAAAAGACGUUCCUAGACCGCCAUCUCCUCCAGCUGAGUGUCCCGUCAGCGUGCCAGUCAAACCGAUCUUAAUGUGUUUUAUAUGUAAAUUGAGUUUUGGCUAUGCAAAAUCAUUUGUAGCGCAUGCGCAAGCGGACCAUAGUUUAUCGUUACUGGACUCUGAAAGAGACGCCUUAUCAAGAGAGAAUGCCUCAGCUAUCAUCCAAUGCGUAGGCAAAGAUAAAGAACCACUAGUCUCAUUUUUAGAACCUGUAGGUGCUGCUGCGCCACCACGAUUAUCAUCUUCAGGAAGCCCUAACAUGACGGAAUUACCGAGCCCGUCGCUAGACAAGCGACAAGAUUUAAUGACGAGCGACAGAGAUACCGAAUCAAUGCUACUAAAUGGUACUUGCGAUGAUAGGAAGCCAAGCCCAACAUCGGCGUGGAGACCGCCACGAUCAAUAGCCGAAUCUUUAAUGCCACAACAUUCCUUGAUCUCCGUGGCACAUCCACACACGAUAAAUGCGUCAGUACAACCACGGGCUAGUCCCAAUUCAUCCCCACCGUUUCAAGCGACUCCCCCUGCCUUCCUCUCUGGCACGACGAUAGGUGUAUGUCCAGACCAUCUUGGAGGAAGGCCUUCAGGAGCUGACUGUCCAAAAUGUGAACUAAUAUUGAAUUCUGGAAGAUUAGGUGGCCCGCUAGCCGGUAUGCACAGCCGAAAUUCCUGUAAAACCUUGAAAUGUCCUAAAUGUAAUUGGCAUUACAAAUACCAAGAGACCUUAGAAAUACAUAUGAAAGAGAAACAUCCUGAAGCUGAAACGAGCUGUAUUUACUGCAUAGCUGGUCAGCCUCAUCCACGGCUCGCACGUGGGGAAACCUACACCUGUGGAUACAAACCAUAUCGAUGUGAAGUGUGCAAUUACUCAACUACGACAAAGGGCAACCUAAGUAUACAUAUGCAAUCAGACAAGCAUUUAAAUAAUAUGCAAGAGCUUCAAAACGGUGGAAACCCUGGAGAAGGUACUUUACCACCAGCGCCGCAACAUACGCCUCCGGGCCCUCACAAGCCGCCUCUGCCACAUCAUUCACCAUUAGGUCAGAAACCAAAGCCUACUUUCCGCUGCGAUGUCUGUAAUUAUGAGACAAAUGUGGCUCGUAACCUAAGAAUACAUAUGACUUCAGAAAAGCAUACACAUAACAUGCUGGUGCUACAACAAAAUGUAAAACAUAUGCAGACUUUAUCAGCACUCCAUCACAGACAACAAAGCCAACAACAACUUGAAAGCUUACUUCAUUUCCAUGGAGGUGAUGCUCCGCCACCCAAUCCUGAGGCAGCUCUCGCUGAUAUGGCUUAUAACCAGGCGCUUAUGAUUCAACUGAUGACUGGAGGACCUGGCCCUUCACCACCUGAACUAGGUGCCCAUCUAGAUGUCGGUUUAAAUCCAGAGGCGAUGGAACCACCACCAGAACCAGCUGACCCAGAGCCAGAGAGAACGUACCACUGUUGCAUCUGCAAUUGUUUCUCAACAGACUCCUUAGAAGCGCUAGGUCAUCAUCUGGCCCAAGACCGAACAAAGAUCAGAGAACAGGAGAUUUUGGCUUUAGUAGCAGGACAUUACGUUUGCAAACUCUGCACCUACAAAACCAAUUUGAAGGCCAACUUCCAGCUUCAUUGUAAAACUGACAAGCAUUUGCAAAGGCUGCAGCAUGUAAACCACGUGAAAGAAGGUGGGCCAAGGAACGAAUGGAAACUGAAGUUCUGCGGAGGUGUAGGAACAGGUGGUGCGAGCGUUGGUGGAGUGCAAGUGAGAUGUUGUGCCUGUGACUAUUAUACCAAUUCUGCGCACAAGCUGCAGCUACACGCUGCCGGUGCGAGACACGAGGCUGCUGCCUUACUAUUGAGACAUCUUCGCGAGUGUGCGGCGCGUAUGCCUCGAGAGAGACCACGAGUGUACCGCUGUGCUCUAUGUGGCUUCGGAGCCCCUCAUCGCCUCCCACUACUGCAACAUGUUCGAUCUGUCAAACAUCUGCAGAUGGAACAAAUUCAUCAGUUACAGCGUAGAUCUGAGGGCAAAGAUCCAACGCCUGAUGUCGCGGAGUUAUUCCAAGUCAUCCCUCAACCGACUGAGUUGACCAGCCCAUAUGAUCAACAAGAUAACGACUCUAAGGAGCCAAUUGACCAGAAACCUGAGUUGACUCAAGAGCAAAAGAUGAUGAGAUUUUUGGAACAACAUCAGCAACAGCAACAACAGCAACAGCAGCAACAACAACAACAAACCCAGCAACAUGUCCAACCACCAACUCAACAAAGCGCUAAUGAGAGAGAGGAAGAGCGUGAAACACCGGGUCCACACACGUGUCCUUAUUGCAACUUCAGUUGCUCGAACGAGUCUCGCCUACACGCACACGUUAGCUCCGUACAUGGCGAUCCUUCUCGACAUUUCAUUUGCCCUCUUUGCCAAGAUGGCUUCAAGGAACGGCCAGCCCUCGAAAGACACGUCAUGCAAAUUCAUUCCGUGAACUCUGAAGGCCUACAGAGGUUGUUACUACUUGUUGACCAGAGCCAUUGGUUGAACGGUGGAACCCAAGCUCAAAGAGAUGAAUCUCGACAAGGGGAUGAUGAGCGAGAGAUUUCUUCACCUCGAUCAGAAGGCAGCGCAGAUGGCGAAACGGAAAGAUGCUCAACAUGCAACCGUACUUUCCGUAAUGUUGAUGAAUUAUGUCAACAUCAGAAUGAGUCCGGUCAUCUUGAACUGAAGCAAACGCCUCAAGGGCCGGGCUACGUGUGCUGGAAGAAAGGAUGCAAUCGCUACUUUGACGCAGCUCAUGCGCUUCAAAAUCAUUUUAGAGAAGCACACGCUCGUAAUUCCAUCGCAAACAUGUCGGUUUCUGAGAAACAUGUGUACAAGUACCGUUGCAAUCAAUGCAGUCUAGCAUUUAAGACGAUUGAAAAACUACAGCUGCAUUCACAAUAUCACGUUAUCAGAGAUGCAACAAAAUGUGUCUUAUGCGGAAGGAGCUUUAGAUCUGUGUUGGCUCUUCAAAAGCACGUCGAAACAUCUCACCCUGAGCUAUCCGAAGAAGAGCUUAGUGCAUUCAAGCGCAGCUUAGCGUCUAACCCCCUAUUACAAGCUGCUCAAGGCACAGCUUUGGAUGCUGCAACUGCGGAGCUUUUACGCAAGGAAGCUUUAAGAACGCCUGAUGAUGACUUAGCAGAUAUGGAAGACAGAGACUCAAGUGCAACCGUUGCUGAUGAGUCCGGACAUAAUGAUGCCGAAAACUCGGAUGAUUCAAUUAUUUACAAAGACCAACAAUUCUUGGAAGAUUACCUAAACUCCCAGUCAAUGGCGGAAGAUUCUUAUAAUGAUCCGAACAGAAAGUACAAAUGUCAUCGAUGCAAAGUAGCAUUUACACGCCAAUCUUACUUGACCGCACAUAACAAGACACUCCUGCACAGGAAAGGUGAAAAACUAACCUACCCCAUGGAAAAGUACCUUGACCCAAAUAGACCAUUCAAAUGUGACGUAUGCAAAGAAUCGUUUACGCAAAAGAAUAUUUUACUCGUUCACUACAAUAGCGUGAGUCAUUUGCAUAAGUUGAAGCGAGCGAUGCAAGAACAACAGAAUAAUAACAACCCUCCCGUGUCGCCCGGGGCGGGCUCUGCGCCCUCUAAUUUGACACUUACUCCCAAGAGUACAUCGAGUGAAGAGGAUGAUCGCAAACGAUACAAAUGCAACAUUUGUAAAGUAGCGUACACACAAGGCAGUACGCUGGACAUUCACAUGAGAUCAGUGCUACAUCAAACACGCGCUGGCAAAUUGCAAGAACUCGCCGCAGCCGGACACGUGGACUUGUCGCGACCCUUGGUAGAGCAGCCUGACCGGACCGACCCCGCCAAAAUUUUACAAGACGUGUUGUCGCCGAAAAAUACAUCCCCUUCAUCUACAAGCAGUGGGGGCCCGCGCUCCUCUCCCCCUGCGCGCCCAGGUAGCCCGCGAUCCCCGCGCGCAGGUAGCGCUUCGUGCGAACGCUGUCACGCGUCAUUCCCGACCGGGGAGCUACUCGACGCACAUCGAGCGACCUCAUGUCCGUUUGGCGAUGCGCGGGCGCAUUCGCCGCUAGGUGAAGCUGAAACAGCUGCACUUGACGAGAUGGUCGCCAAGGGCAACCCGCCCAAACGCAAUUCACAAAUGUAUAAACAACUUUUAGAAACUUUCGGCUUCGACCUCGUCAUGCAAUACAAUGAAAACCAGCGAAGAAAAAUGCAAGAAGAGCGAGAGAUGGCGCGUGUGCCGAGCCCGCCGCCUCCGCCUCCAGAAGAGAAGCCCCCGGAUGGUGAAACUAAAUCGACGUGUCAACAUUGCAACAAGGAGUUUUCUAGUGUUUUUGUUCUUAAAACUCAUUGUGAGGAAGUGCAUAAAGAUAAAGUACCGUUCGAAUUCCUGGAGCAAUUCGCCGAACAGUUCAAAUCGGAGUAUGAGAGGAAAUCAGGUGCGCCGAACUCUCCGCGGGCGGCCUCUCCUGCGCCGCAGGGUGAGAGGUCACCCUCUCCACGUGGUGAUAACAGUGCUAACUUCAAUGAAAAUGGAAACGCGCAGGGGGAUGCGCAAGCUGGCGCUUUGCUAGCUGCGCAAGUGCAAGAGAUGCAAGCAGCUCUGAACAUGAUCCAACUUCAGCAGCAGCUGGGUCAGCUGCACCCGAUGGUGGCUCAGAUGCUAUCGUUGGGGCUCCCUCUGGGCUUGAACGUGGGUGCUCUGGCAGCGAUGAACCUUCAGCCGCCCCUGGUUCCUCUAAUGUUGCCUCCUCCGCCAUUCGACGCGAUGCCCUUCGCUCACGACGCGCAAAUGAAACAACAGCAAUUAUUACAGCAACAGCAGCAGGCUAACGCUGCAGCUGGUCAAAAGAGAGCUCGUACUCGCAUCACUGACGAACAACUUAAGAUUUUGCGAGCUCACUUUGACAUUAACAACUCGCCCAGCGACGAAGCUAUCGCGAAAAUGGCUCAACAGUCUGGACUUGCUACAAAGGUAAUCAAACAUUGGUUCAGAAACACUCUUUUCAAGGAGCGUCAGCGGAACAAGGAUUCACCUUACAACUUUAACAACCCUCCCUCCACGACACUCAACUUGGAGGAGUAUGAGAAGACAGGUGAAGCUAAAGUCACAACUUUGGAUUCAUCGGCUAGCUCAGAUGAAGGCAAGCCACCGCCUGAAAAAAAGGCAAAGAUCGAAGACAACAGCAUGAUUAUGCAACAGGAGGUAAAAUCAGAACCUAAUGACGAACCAUCAAUGGAGGAAAAGUAUAAUUCCUAUGAUGAUCGCCACCAGGAAGAUAAGAGCUUUAUCUUUCCUCAAGCACCAUCUCAGAGUCCUGCACCCUUACAGACUAAUGACCAUCAUCAUCAAAACAAAUCGCGACCGCAAACUCCCACGCAUAUAUCUCUAAACUCGCUGAUUCAAUCUCAAUUAGAUUCAAUUCCGGCUACGAGUAUACCGCAGCCGCCACAUCCAUCAAUGCUACCACCAAAACUGAAUCCUAAUUUCACGUCCCCAAACUCCGCGCCCCCGAACGUCCUACCUUUGACCCCGAAUCGCAGCCUCAGUCCUGGCAGGGGACCGGCCGAUUUCGGACUUUCCGGGGGCAAUUCGAACGGAUCCAACAGCUCAACGGGGUCUUCUGGCAAACGCGCCAACAGAACUAGGUUCACUGACUAUCAAAUCAAAGUAUUACAAGAGUUUUUUGAAAACAACGCAUAUCCCAAAGAUGAUGAUCUCGAAUAUUUAUCGAAGUUGUUGGGAUUAAGUCCAAGAGUAAUAGUAGUAUGGUUUCAAAAUGCACGCCAAAAAGCCAGAAAAGUUUAUGAAAAUCAACCAGCCGCAGACCCGCCUGCAAGCGCUACUGAUGACGCAAAUAGAUUUCAGCGCACCCCAGGCCUUAACUAUCAAUGCAAGAAGUGCCAAUUAGUAUUCCAAAGGUACUAUGAACUCAUAAGACAUCAGAAAACUCAUUGUUUUAAGGAAGAAGAUGCUAAAAGAUCAGCACAGGCGCAGGCGGCCGCAGCUCAAGUUGCUGCCACAUUGAGCAGUGAGGACUCAAACUCUAGCAAUGUUGAGCAUCACCCUCCCCACGUGCCAGUUUCGCCCGCUCCGCCGCGCACGCCAACCCCGGCCGCGCCCACCUACCCCGUGUCUCCAGCACCACCAGCGCCUUUAACGCCAGUAACUCCUCUAACACACGCUCCACGUGAAGAAAAGGAUGGAAAUUUUCAAUGUGAUAAAUGUAACUUAGUCUUCCCUCGGUUUGAUUUGUGGCGGGAACAUCAACUUGUUCACAUAAUGAACCCAAACCUAUUUCCCACAUACCCGCCGGAUUCCCCAUUUGGGAUCUUGCAGCAGCAUGCGCAGCUGCAACAAUUAAACGCAACGCUUGGGACUGAUGAGGCUCGACAUCCAUUGGUAGCUGCUCUCAACCAGCAAGUUGCUAAGAGGAAAUUCGAUGAAUAUGAAGAAGUGGACACUGGAGAACAACCAAAAGACAAGCGCUUAAGAACUACUAUUUUACCUGAACAACUGGAUUACCUCUACCAAAAAUACCAAAUUGAAUCUAACCCAUCGCGAAAAAUGCUUGAAAACAUAGCACGCGAAGUUGGACUAAAAAAAAGAGUGGUACAAGUUUGGUUCCAAAAUACACGAGCACGUGAGAGGAAAGGCCAGUUUCGUGCGCAUGCACAAGUCAUCAAUAAACGAUGUCCGUUUUGUCCAGCCUUGUUCAAGGUAAAGAGCGCACUAGAAAGUCAUUUGAGCACUAAACAUGCGGAUCAGUGUGCGAGAGGCGAAAUUAACGUAGACGCGCUGCCUGAUGAAGAAUUAAGUACAGAAUCAACACCUAGUUUUGGCUCCCAACAAAGUGACCGGCAGCAAAAUUUUUCCCAAGCGGGGGCUCCCAUGUUGCCCCCUAUUUUUCCACCUUUUCACUCAGACAUGGAGAAGUUUAUCAAGCAGUACAGUGAGGAGUCAAUGAAGCGCUAUGUUAGUGAAUUACAAGCGCACGCCGCUGCCCAACAAAACGGUGGCGGAAACAAUGAAGUAUCUGAGCGACGCCCAGAACAUGGAAAAUCGGAGAUACCUUUAGAUCUCAGUAAACCUGUUGACCUGUCACGACCCGGAUCGGACGCCGACGAGCGUUCCGACACCGCUUCCGAGACUAUGGAGUUCUACGAGGAAGAUGAGCCGACCUCACCUCUACCUGGCCAACAGCAGUCGGCGCGACCACCUGGCAAGCGAUAUCGUACGCAAAUGUCAUCCUUGCAAGUAAAGAUAAUGAAAUCAUUAUUCGGUGACUAUAAAACUCCUACUAUGGCCGAGUGCGAGGCGCUCGGGCGCGAAAUAGGGCUGCCCAAACGCGUGGUGCAAGUUUGGUUCCAAAAUGCACGUGCCAAAGAGAAGAAGGCGCGUCUGGCUGCCGGACUGAUGGAAGUGUCUGACGCACCGCCGCCAGAGGAGUGUCGAGUGUGUGACUUCAAGUACAGUCACAAGUAUUCGGUACAGGACCAUGUGUUUACACGUGGUCACAUCGCCGCAGUGCGCGCGCGCCUCGAGAGCGGCGCGGGCGGCGGCGAGGACAGCACGCUCGCGCUCAUGCAGAUGGCGGCGCGGCUCGAGAGCGGCAUGGGCGGCGACCUGCACAACGCGUUCCUGCGGCCUCAGCUCGCCGGAAACGGUGAGUGUACAACUUGACCGCGGAGCGAGUCGCCCCGCGCCUCCCAGCGCUGAGCGAUCCCGCACCCUCUUACAUUAGAACCUCGCAGCGGCGAGCUCCGCUCGAUCGCGUCAUUGUCACUUGGAAUGUGUUCAAUUCGAGAUGAAGAUAUUAUUAAUGCAGUUCGAGCGAAGCUCAUUUCGUGCCGUGACGGUCGUUGCUACUUUCCUACUAGUGAGUCCUUUUGUAAAUAAAAUUUUAGGUGUAACUGAAAUAGUUUAACGUUAUCUCCCCGUAGUGUUGGUGUUUCAAUGUUAAAUCUUCUUCAGAUUGAGAUAAGCUAUAAUUGCCCGUGAGAAAUGCACAUAUUCAAAACAGUACUGAGAUAAAUAUGCGCCAAGUCGGUCGGCCGAUGUAAAAGGUAAUGGCGGCACGUACGCAGCCGAUUCAAUCUCUGAAAUUAUUUCGUAAUUCAGAUAAUUACUGAGCACCUAGCUCGGAGCGUGGCAACAGUAAAAAACAUUACUCAAUCUUCGAAUUAUAAUAUAAAUCUUAAAUUAGUGUGAAAUAGAUAUUUUUUUGUAUAGUUGUGCGUUGGGACAGUAUUUAGGAGUAAAUGCUAUUUGUUUGUGUGCGCACCGCUGCCGCGGCCGCGGCACGUGUUGUCGCGGAGGCGGGCCGGCCGGUGGGCGGCCGCUGCAAGCACAUACGAAUGCAGUCGAUGCACAACAAUGGUAGGAGUUAGGACGCGUGAAGGACGUCGUAUAUCUAAUGGGACCGAUCUGGCGCACAUGCAUUUCGCUCCACAUGAAUAAUCAAUUAUUUAAAUGAUGCCAAUCAAGACUUUCUCGGAAACAGCACAUCAGUGUCCAUUGUUUCCUUUGUUUUUAUUACCUUAUUAUAUUGUGUUUGCUCUACAUAUUGGAAACCAACACUACAGAGAGAUAUAGACUAGUAAUCUGUUGCAUAAUAUUAUUCUUCCUAGUUGUUCGUAUUUAAAACUCCUAUUAGGUAUUAGCGACAUGUCGAUUGUUGUAGGAUUGUAAUGAAAACCAAAUUAUAUAUUUUAGAGAAUUUAAAUGUUUUAGUUAUUAUUAUGUAAAGUCAUAGCGAAGCCUGAAGUCUAUAAUUAUUUAAAUAAGGUGCCUUGUAGGAUCCAAGUGUUUUGUAAAUUAUUUUUCUCUUGAGCUCCACUGUAAAUAGUUAAAAGUAUACUAUUAGUUGUAACGAUGUGCAUUGUAAAAUUAUCUCCGACCGCUGUUCGUAUUGUGUAUUUGGAUAGUUCUUAUCUAUAGGUAGAUAUAAAUAUAUUAUUUGUUUCGUAGAGGCAUCUUAAGAACUUGUGAUAUAAAUGUAUCUAAUUAGUUUACUUCGCAUCUUUCGCAAGGGUCUCGGCUGAGGGCGCGAGCCUAAAAGUACAAAAAUACAUACAGACAUAACAUUAGAAGUUUGUCGGUUUUUACAUAAUAAUGAGCCGUUUUGUCGUGUGGGGUCCCGCCAGUUUUUGCUAUUCUUUCGUGACAUUUACAUAAGAGUGGGCCUCGAUUGAGGCGUUAGGCGAUAUGCAAAUAUUUUCUUCAAAUUAGAAUGUUGCGUACGUGGGGCGCACGAGCGCGGCGCGCAUGCGUCCGCGCCCUGCGCACGCGCUGCGGGGCGACGCUGCGCCCUUAUUUAUUACGUGGAAAUUUUCGCUACCGACUCUAAACACCUUGAUACGUCUCUAUUGAUCUUUCAAAUGCAAAUAUCCCGGUCUGUCGUAAAGAACAUAAUAAGUAUUAUUUACUAUUCCUUGAAUACAUACUACAGCAUUAUGGUUUUACUUUAGAUUUUGAGCAUGUUUAUUUGCAUAUCGCUUUCUGUUAUUUUUCUUUUAUUUUUGUUAUGUUUGUAUUUAUUUUUGUUCUUUAGUUUUAUUAUUAUUUUGUUUGUCAUGUAGAUACCUAAACGUAUUUACGUCGAGGACUGACGUACUCCUUGAUAUUGAAUUUGCCUCCAAUACGACUUCCAAUAAUUUUAUUUUAAUUUGUAUAAUUUAAUUUUUAACCUAAUUUUAUGCGAUCUGCAUUUACUGUUAUUCAGAUGACGUUAUUCUAAAUAGUUAUUUGAAACAAAGUCCUGUGCCAGCCAGUGAAAGAAUUCUUUGGUAUUUUGCGGCGUUGAUUCGACCGCCUAGGGAAAGAUUGAAAGUCUUGUAAACUGAAUAGUAUUAUUAUAAUUAUUAUCUACAGUUAUUAUAUUUGCAGAAUUCGUUGAAAUAAAUGCAAUAUUUAUAUUAUUGAA